AUGCCAACGAACACCAUAAACCACUCAGAUUGCACCGUUUGCGCUCUUGAGGUUGACUGUGGCUUAACCUUAGCCGUUGGAGAUCUUUUUUCAAAGAAUACAAAUUUUACAAGAAAACUGAAAAUAGAUUCUGGAUAUGAGAGUGAAAACGAAUCACGAAUCUACAAGAUUUUUUCUUCAAAAGCAGAUGCAUGGAAGGGUAAAAAAGGAAGUUCAUGGUCACAGAAAGGAAACGAAAGAGUAGAGUCUUUUGAUCCUAUAUUUGGUAGGUUUGGUUGGCAAAGGUUAGAUAUCAAUCAAGAACACGAACCUUGUCCAAAAAUAAGCUCUUGUGUUUCGUCAAAACAAGACUUUCAACUAUUGGAAAAUACCAACAACAGCAAUAACAAAAUCGAGGCUUCAGGGUUGUGGUUUUCUUCAUUACAUGUUAGUAAAAGUACUACAAGUAACUCAAGUAGCUCAAGCAGCAUUACAAGCAUCAAAAGCAAUGCCAUCAUCAAAGAGGAGAGUAGUGAAAUCUUGUGGGAGGAUUUGAUAAUGGGAGAACAGAUUGGACAAGGUUCAUGUGGGACUGUAUAUCGUGCACUGUGGUAUGGAUCAGAUGUUGCGAUCAAGUUAUUUGAAUAUCAAGAGUAUCCAGAUGAUUUGAUGGUAUCAUUUAAACAGGAGGUAUCUCUAAUGAAAAAGCUUCGACAUCCAAAUAUUUUGCUCUUCAUGGGUUGCGUGACCUCGCCUCCGCAUUUAUCCAUUGUCACAGAGUUCCUUCCGCGUGGAAGUCUGUUUCGGAUACUUCAGCGAAAUACAACCCGAUUAGAUUGGAAACGUCGUCUACAUAUGGCGAUGGAUAUCGCACGAGGCAUGAAUUAUCUUCAUCAUUGCAAACCACCGAUUAUUCACCGUGAUUUGAAGUCUUCAAAUCUUCUUGUGGAUAAGAAUUGGACAGUGAAGGUCGGUGACUUUGGUCUCUCUCGUGUCAAGCAUCACACGUACCUCAAAACAAAGUCGGGGAGAGGAACGCCUCAAUGGAUGGCUCCAGAGAUCCUACGUAAUGAGGAAGCAGAUGAAAAGUCUGAUGUAUACAGCUAUGGUGUGGUAUUGUGGGAAAUUACCACUGAGAAGAUCCCAUGGAAUGAUCUUAACCCGAUGCAGGUUAUUGGAGCAGUAGGGUUCAUGAAUCGACGACUAGAGAUUCCAAAAGACGUGGAUCCACUGUGGGCUUCACUUAUCCAAAGCUGUUGGUGCAGUGAACCACAAUCCCGACCAACAUUCCAAGAAAUACUAAAUAAGUUUAAAGAUUUGCAAAAGAAUUUUCACCAUUUUUCCUUUGAAAGAAUUACAUUUGAUUCGGUUACACAAACAAGGGAAGCAAGCUGGACUUCUUACAUAUUUGGAGGCGAAUGGGAUUUUCAUGACAUGUUCCACAUGUGGUAUACGCGAAAGCGCUUCGCGAUGGAGGAUAAAGUGAUACCGAUAUUCCAAAUUGGGAUGCACAAAGAGAAACGACUCAUGGAACGAAAGCCAAAGAAGCAUCAAUAA
Molecule: messenger RNA, 1536 nt
Organism: Lactuca saligna
Lineage: Eukaryota; Viridiplantae; Streptophyta; Magnoliopsida; Asterales; Asteraceae
Source: the annotation of a GenBank genome assembly